AUGCAGGAGUUAGAUCACUCCAGAGCACGAGCGAGCGAUCUCCAGAAAGCUCAGGCAGAACAGCUUGCAGAAAUCACUCGGAUUUCCAAGGAGCGUGACGAAUGCAGCGAAGAGAUUGCCCGAAUGCGUGGUUUGCAAGAAAAAUACGAGGCAAAGAUGUCCCAGCUCGCUAAGGAGUUAGAUCACUCCAGAGCACGAGCGAGCGAUCUCCAGAAAGCUCAAGAAGAACAGCUUGCAGAAAUCACUCGGAUUUCCAAGGAGCGCGACGAAUGCAGCGAAGAGAUUACCCGAAUGCGUGGUCUGCAAGAGAAAUACGAGGCAGAGAUGUCCCAGCUCGCUAAGGAGUUGGAUCACUCCAGAGCACGAGCGAGCGAUCUCCAGAAAGCUCAAGAAGAACAGCUUGCAGAAAUCACUCGGAUUUCCAAGGAGCGCGACGAAUGCAGCGAAGAGAUUACCCGAACGCGUGCUCUGCAAGAGAAAUACGAGGCAGAGAUGUCCCAGCUCGCUAAGGAGUUAGAUCACUCCAUGGCACGAGCGAAUGAUCUCCAAAAAACUCAAGCAGAACAGCUUGCAGAAAUCACUCGGAUUUCUAAGGAGCGGGACGAAUACAGCGAAGUUGCCCGAAUACAUGCUCUCGAAGAAAAAUACAAGGCAGAGGUGUCCCAGCUCGCUAAGGAGUUGGAUCACUCCAGAGCCCGAGCGAAUGAUCUCCAGAAAGCUCAAGAAGAACAGCCUGAAGAAAUCACUCUGAUUUCCAAGGAGCGCGACGAAUGCAGCGAAGUUUCCCCAAUGCAUGCUCUGGAAGAAAAAUACAAGGCAGAGAUGUCCCAGCUCGCUAAGGACAGUCAGGUUGUUUCCAGUUUCAAAUGA
This is a messenger RNA of Cladocopium goreaui, 870 nucleotides long. Lineage: Eukaryota; Dinophyceae; Suessiales; Symbiodiniaceae. The record is from the annotation of a GenBank genome assembly.